AUGUUAAUGGAGGUACGCCGGAAAAAAAGCAUAACUACGCUGCCAAGUUACGCUUCUUCGUACAUAGAUGAUUUUAAAGGGGAUUUCCCUUUAAAAACCAUUUCUGAGAUCAUAGAACCACUCAAAGCAAUGAAAUUUGUAUUAGUUGGUAAGAUUGUCAAUAUAAGACAGAAUCUACCUUGGUGUUAUGAAGCGUGCUACAAAUGUGGGAAAAAGAUAAACGAAGUGCCCAAACCAAAUCUGUCUUAUACUGCCCCCGACAACAUCUCAGAAAGUGUUGUUAUUCAGUGUAAAGAUCCAGUUUGCAAUGACGAGAAUUUUCAUGUUGUUUUAAAGUAUAUAAUUCCUAUCAACGUGCAAGAUCAUACCGGCACCAUUGGAUUUACUCUUUUUGAUAGGGAAGCAAAAAGAUUGUUGGAUAUAAGUGCAUAUGAGUUGAAAAAAUUACAUGAAGAGGUUGGAGACAGUAUGCAACUUUUUCCAAACCAAAUGAACGUAUUGAAAAACCGCAAAUUUGCGUUUCUUGUUGAUAUUACAUCCUACAACGUCAACAACUAUAAUAAUAUCUAUAGCGUUGUCAAAAUUACAGAGGAUGUGGACAUUGUUUCCCAUUUGGAAAGUAAACUAGAAAUUUUGACUACUCAAUCAGUGUCCUUAAAUGAAGUACCCCUUAAAUCAGAUGAUGUUGUUCAGAAUGUUCAAAAGGAUGUCAUAUCACAAACAGAUGAGAGUUUUACUCCAUCAACAGUUGAUAAAUCAUCUGCAACCAGUCCGCUGAAAAUAUCAACUGAUUUGAAGCGCAACCUCCAUGACAUUUAUGACAUUGAUUCUGGAGGUGAUUUGAGUUCGACAAAAUCUAAAAGAAAAUCAAUCGGAGAGGGAAAUACACUUUUAGUUCCUAAAGUGGAAAAGUGA
Messenger RNA from Lactuca virosa, 915 nucleotides. NCBI's taxonomy places the organism in Eukaryota, Viridiplantae, Streptophyta, Magnoliopsida, Asterales, Asteraceae. The record is from the annotation of a GenBank genome assembly.